AUGGCAACACAUGGCAACACAUGGCAACACAUGGCAGACAUGCUGGGGCGCCAAGUUGUUUGUUGUUUCUUCGCACCGUUUCGGUUUUUUUUAUGCAGGUCGCAGUGCUGGCUCCGCCUCACGGCCAUGUCCCUUUGUACAGGCCACUUCUCAGCACUAUCUUGCACUUUUUCACUUGCACUCUUCAGACAGGCAACUCUUGCACUUCUCUGCAACUGUCCUCGGCCCAAGCACCAGUGUUGUCAGGCCCAGUCUGCCUGGUGCCCUAUGCCGAGGUGCAUUUUCUUUGCUCCCAUCUACCUUUCUCCCACAGUGGACAAUCCCUUUCAGUCAUAUGCAGAGGCUCCCGUGCAGAGCUGCCAGCGCUGCCCCGUGCUGCACGCCUGGGCCUCCAGACAUGUCCAGUUCUCAAAGCUCUCAUCAGGAAGGCUUUGGGGUUCUCUCCUGUGGCCGGGCUGCGACGACGGAGCUUGGGCUUGGCUGCUGGGUCGGAUGGCGCCGGGAAUCCGGGCUCCAUGCAUGGCUGGGGCGGGAAAGCAUGGCUUCCUUACUCCCUUCAUGUCUGCUGUAGCUGCGUUGUGCCGGAUCCAUGGGGCUUGA
This is a messenger RNA of Symbiodinium natans, 600 nucleotides long. Lineage: Eukaryota; Dinophyceae; Suessiales; Symbiodiniaceae. The record is from the annotation of a GenBank genome assembly.